UUAUAUAUUUUUCUAAAAUGAUAAGUUUAACAUCAUUUGUUUGUCUAACUUAAUUAGAAUUUGGAAAGUGCAUUUAAUAAAAUGAGGUUAACAUAGAUUAUAUUGUAAAUUAAACAUAAUUUUAUAAUAAUUAAUCGUCCCCCAGGCUCUACAUUCAAAAACUUAAUGCGUACAUAAAACAUACACCAUGCAGUCAGAAGGGGUUCCUGUAGAUCUUUAUAUCUAUGACUUGACUAAUGGCCUGGCAUCAGUGAUAUCACCAAGUAUAGUUGGCCACAAAGUGGAAGGUGUUUGGCAUACAUCCAUAGUUGUGUAUGAGCGAGAGUACUUCUUUGGAGGACAAGGCAUAAGCAGCUGCCCACCGGGUAGCACAAGUUUGAGGGCUCCACAUCAAAUUAAGACCUUGGGGAACACAUUCGUACCAUUUCCAGUCUUCAAUCAGUACAUAGAGGGCCUGGCUACAUCAACAUAUGCUGGUUCAACCUAUCAUCUAAUCAAUCACAAUUGCAAUCACUUCUCCGAUGAAAUCGCACAGUUCCUUUGUGGUGAACGCGUACCUAAGCACAUACUGUCACAAGCUGAGAGAGACUUACCGGCGCAUCUCAGAAUAGCCCUUACUUCAAUGCUAGAGCAGUUGGUACCAGAUGGUUCGCAGGCAGUUUACGCGAACGGGGUUCGUCAUAGUCGACAAGACAGCCCUGAUUACCUUACGCUCAAUAAUCAAAUCGAAGAAGCAAGGAUUGCGUCACAGGAGUUAGAAGCUAAACGUAGUACCAUAGUGGAGAAACAUGCGCGAAAGGAGCGAAAAAAAGAAAAGAAAAGAAAGAAGUUGCGCGAACAAGGUGGAGCCGGAGAUGAUGAUGAUAUGGCAGAAGCUUUAGAAGCAGUAGAAGUAAGAGAUCCGGUAUCCCUGGCAGGGCCAAGUUCUCGUGACCUUGACGUUGAGGCAGAGGAACGGCGCGUAGAGGAACAACGCAAGAGAGCUAGAGAUCCUCCCGUGGUUUACAGGGAUAUUGAUGGUGUUCAAGAGUUUGAAGCCUUCUCAAAGACCCUCGAAGGAGUCGAACUAACGGCAGAAGAAAAGCAAAGUCUGGAGGAACUGCAACAGUAUUUAGUCCAGGGUGAAGGGAGCUGGGUACUUGGCGAUGAAUUCCUCAGUUUUAUUGGCCGUAUCCUAACCGACCCGUCAAUAAAGACUAGUUCCCGUUGUGGUGUCUUGAGAUGUCUAGCAGCGAGUGCUUUAAAAGAUGACGUAUCACUUUUACUACACCAAGAUAGACGACAACACGCCUUAUUGGGAUAUGCGCACUCAAUUGACAUGUUGCCAAUAGACGAACAACGUGCUUUAGGACUUUUUAUGUGCAACUUGUUUGAAAACACGUCAUCGUCAGAGUGGCUACUUUAUAUAAGUGAGUGGGAGUACAAGGGUGUAGCACUGUCAAAUAUACGGGUCACUACCAAGGUGUGUGUGCAAUGUAUGCUGAGUGAUCAGACGGAUCUACGCGAGUUCGGAACAGCGCUGUUAUACAACGUCGCCAGCAAGGAGCGGCUGGGUUUGGGCGGCAACAUUCGCAAGCAACUACCUUCCUCUGCCAAGUUUAAGGUAUUCGACGAGGUAUGCGUAGAAUUGGCGAUGGCGGCCCUACAGCUAACGCAGUACGAACCGGCUGAGGAACAUUUGUGGAGGACUCUCACAGCCUUAGCCCGACUGGCCCAACAUUCGUCUGAAGUGCCACAACUUAUUGCUAUUGUUGGACCAGAUCCUAGUGGCUACAGGGGUAGGAGUCCACGCAUAGACGAACAGAUAGAUAUAAUAAUGAAGAAAGUUAAGUAAACUUCUAGAAUAGUAAUGGAUUCGUUCCCUUUUAAUGUCGUGAGAAACUUAAUUUAUUAAUGUCGUUAAUAGCUUUUAUAGUUUAUUUGAAUUGUAUUUUGUAAUUUAUUAGAAUCCUCAAGAUUCUAGAUUGUUGUAGUACCUGACGUACUAUAUGUAAGUUAUUCUAAUAUGGUGCAUUUAAAAAAUUUAUUAAUUGGUUUUAUAAAUAUAUUGGUAUUAAAUGA
Pieris napi is the source of this 2061-nucleotide messenger RNA. RefSeq lists its product as uncharacterized. The coding region runs from base 188 to 1834 and encodes 548 amino acids. Gene Ontology annotation, biological process: protein modification by small protein removal. NCBI's taxonomy places the organism in Eukaryota, Metazoa, Arthropoda, Insecta, Lepidoptera, Pieridae. The record is from RefSeq and is a predicted model, not a curated record. Gene Ontology annotation, molecular function: peptidase activity. The transcript has 15 exons.